AUGAACUCAUCGAAAUCAGAGAAAACAAAUCAACCUAGUCCUCCACUUGUACAAGAUUCACAUGUUACUUUGAAUAACAAUAAUAAUAAAAUAAUUGAUAAUUACAAUAAAUUGAACAAUGAAUCAUAUUCUUCCAUAAUGACAUUACCAUAUAAUUUAAAUCUUCAUUGGGUUACACCAAUGAUCACCGCUUUAUCAAUGUCAACUAAUUCAUCCAUUUUAAAUUUAAAUUCCGAUUUGUCACAAUCAAUCACAUCCUCAGCUUCUUCAUUGCCAUCAUUGUCACCGUCAUAUUUGCCUCAAUUAUCAACUAGACUUAGAUCUUCAUCAUGUUUUCCAUUUGGACGUCAAUCUACUACUACUGAUCAUACGACGAUCAUCAAUCUGGAAAAUUCAAUGAUCAAUACUAGUAAUCAUCAUGAUCAAGAUGAGAAACCAUUAGAUUUAACAUUGAAAACAAUACAAACUGAAAAAGAACCGAUUCAAACAAAAUUACCAAUUGAAAACUGCGCCACGAAAACAUGUCGACGACGUAAAUCUAAUAGAACACGAAUUAAAACAAAAAACACAUCAUCAUCUACAAUAAAAAUCAAUCAAUCAGAACAAAACAAUCAAAAAACAGAAACGAACAUCUCGCCGUCAACAUCAUCAAACAGCAUAGAAUUACUUCAAAAUCAUUGGAAUCUACCGAUUGAUCAAUAUUCAAUGUCCAACAACAACAAAAACAACAACACAGUCGAUUCAAAACGUCAACGUUCAAAAAUUCAUCGUAGACCAUUUAAACUAUUUGGUAAUACUGUACCAUUAAUCAUUUCUACAGAGAAUCUAUUAAAUCAACCAAUUGAACAAUUGAACAAUACUUCAUCAUUAUUGAAUCAAUCGGAAAUUAUUGUGGAUGAUUUAAAAUCUACAAAAAAAGAUCAGGAUAAUGAUAUUUCGACCACAAACACAUCAUCGCCAACAUUGGAUAAAAUUAAUUCUAAACGAAAAUCUACAACUCGAAUAAAAACACGUCGAUCACAAAGUGCUUCAUCUAGUCGCUUGUUACCAGAUAAUCAAAUUGAACAAGCAGUCACAGUUACAACUACAACAUCUUUAGAAAAUCUUUGUAAAUUUGAUCAUCUAAUCACAGCUACAACGACAACACAGUCAGUGACAUCGAUUUCUUCCACACCUAGUUGUUAUUCAAGUUAUUCGGAGUUAAUUGAUACAACUACGACUAACACUUCUACAACUACUACCACGACGACUACUACUACUAGUAAUAAUAAUGAUAGUAAUAACAUUAAUCAUUUGUCAAACAUGACACAAACUAUUGAUUGUAAUCCACGAAUGCGACGUUUCCCUGAAAUGACACCAUCCGAAGUGAAAGAUAAAGCAUAUUGGGAGAAAAGAGUCAAGAAUAACGAAGCAGCAAGACGUUCACGUAGAGCAAGAAAAUCAAAAGAAUUAACUUUAAAAAAAUAUGCUGAUCAUUUAGAAAAAAUCAAUGUGAAAUUAAUUGAUGAAAUUGAAUUAUUGAAAAAGGAAAUUUUACAUUUAAAAGCUGAAAAACAGGCAGCUGCGACGACGACGUCACCGGCCGCGGCGGCGUCGGUGGCCGCGGCGGAAAAAUCAAAUUGUAAUUAA
Schistosoma turkestanicum is the source of this 1629-nucleotide messenger RNA. The record is from the annotation of a GenBank genome assembly. Lineage: Eukaryota; Metazoa; Platyhelminthes; Trematoda; Strigeidida; Schistosomatidae.